AUGUGCCACCCCAUCUUUCGAUUCAUCGCCGUCGCCUCCCUCGCCUGCGCCGCCACCCUCGCGCACGCUUCCACGUGCGAGGAACUGUACACCCCCGAGCGCCUCGAGCUUGCGAGGCGUAUGGUGGAGUGCUCCCUGGAUAACUACCCCUCCGACUGCGUCGCGCCCGUGGACGAGACCGACUUCGUCUACUCCCAAAACUUCGAGCGAUACGAGGUGAAAGGUAAGGCGCAGUGGGACACCUGGCUCGAGAACUUCUUCGCGCUCAACCCCGAUGUGAGGGUCCGAGUCGUCAAAGGUAAAGGAGAGUUCUGCACUCCUCUUCGGUACGCGUCGGAAUGGACCAUGAAUAUGACCUUCCAACCGAGCGGCGAUAAGCUCGUGGACGUCGAGGGCGCGUCCGUGAUCACGUUCAAGGGACCGAACGACAACACGAUGGUUCGAAUGAAAGAUUACAGCCCAGACAUGGAGAUCUACGGCCUUCUCCCCAGGAUCGGACCGCCGCUCGUCACGGUGAAACGGGGCAUCGACGAGUGCCUGAGGACCGAAGGCGGCUGCGAGUCCGAGGAGGCCAUGAUGAAGAUCGCGUCCCUUCUGUUGGGAACCACCGAGGAAGUCCCUUCGCUCGAGACGAAGCCGUCCGCGAAAAAGAAAAAGUGA
Micromonas commoda is the source of this 660-nucleotide messenger RNA. RefSeq lists its product with no specific name. Bases 1 to 660 code for a protein of 219 amino acids. NCBI's taxonomy places the organism in Eukaryota, Viridiplantae, Chlorophyta, Mamiellophyceae, Mamiellales, Mamiellaceae. The transcript has a single exon. The record is from RefSeq and is a predicted model, not a curated record.